This is a messenger RNA of Mauremys mutica (yellowpond turtle), 1634 nucleotides long. RefSeq names its product sulfotransferase 1 family member D1-like. Gene Ontology annotation, biological process: sulfation. Bases 612 to 1499 code for a protein of 295 amino acids. Gene Ontology annotation, cellular component: cytoplasm. The record is from RefSeq and is a predicted model, not a curated record. The transcript has 8 exons. Gene Ontology annotation, molecular function: sulfotransferase activity. Lineage: Eukaryota; Metazoa; Chordata; Testudines; Geoemydidae.
CGAAAGCUUGUCUCUCUCACCAGCAGAAGAAGUUGGUCCAAUAAAAGAUAUUACCUCCCCCACCUUGUCUCUCUUUUUGAACUAUUGUCCAUUUCGAUCCUAUUUGUGAGACUUUCCUUCUUAGUCUAUGGUAUAAUGAUCACCUUAAAAUUAUCCCUUUAAUAGAGAACAAAGUUAGUUACUAACUGCCAGUCUCUGAGUUAAUGUUCAGAAUCUCGAUUGUAUUGCAAAGCUGAAGAACUGAGGGGCAGUUUAGUUGUAGGUUUUUAUUAAGUUGAUGGGAGGCUGGGAUCCCUUUCUGAGCAGUAGCUCUUGCACUCAGGUAGCUUUUGCCUUCAGGCUUCCAAGUUGAUCACACAUCCAGCUUUGUACUCUGAACUCUAACCAAAAAAUCUUGAUCUCCACUUCCUGGAAAUAAAAUCCAGGGAGCCAGACUCCGCCUCUCAGAAGGCAAAUCCUGUAACAUAGCACUGGGGAAGAGGAAAGGAAUGCAGCUGAUCUUAGAAAGCAACUGAAGGACGAAAACUGCUAGAGCCCAGAAGGGAUCCUAGGCUCUGAUCAGCGAAAAAGCCUACAACAACCAAACUGAAUACACACCUAGCAUUACCAGGAUGGAAAAUGAUGAAAGUGUAUUAAGGAGGAAAUUAGAAAUGGUCUGUGGUGUUCCCCUAUUCUGGAGUAUUGUUGAAGAAUGGGCCCAGGUGGAAUCAUUCCAAGCGAGGCCAGAUGACCUUCUCAUUUCCACCUACCCGAAAUCAGGCACAACCUGGAUCAGUGAAAUUGUGGACAUGAUCUAUAACAACGGUGAUGCUGAGAAGUGUAAACGGGAUGCGAUUUACGUUCGGGUCCCUUUUAUGGAGCUGAUCAUCCCAGGAAUUUCAAAUGGUGUUGCACAGCUGGCUAAAAUGCCCUCUCCCCGAUUAGUAAAGACCCAUCUUCCUGUUCAACUCCUUCCUGACUCCUUCUGGGAAAACAACUGCAAGAUCAUCUACGUUGCCCGAAAUGCCAAGGAUGUGGCUGUCUCUUAUUACCAUUUCUACCAAAUGGCAAAGAUGCAUCCAGAGCCUGGCACCUGGGAUGAAUUCCUGGAGAAGUUUGUAACUGGGGAAGUUGCGUUUGGACCUUGGUAUGAUCAUGUGAAAGGCUGGUGGGAGAAGAGAAAGGACAAGCCGAUUCUGUACCUGUUCUAUGAGGACAUGAAAGAGGAUCCUAAACGUGAAAUACAAAAGGUGUUACAGUUUCUGGGAAAGGACUUGAAGGAGGAUGUGGUGAAUAAAAUCCUCCAUCACACCUCAUUCCAGGAGAUGCAGAAGAACCCCACUGCCAAUUAUAAGAUGGUAUCAAAAGCUCAUAUGGAUCACAGUGUGUCUCCCUUUAUGAGAAAAGGUAUUGCGGGCGACUGGAAGAAUCACUUCACCGUGGCCCAGAAUGAGGCAUUUGACUCAGAUUAUAAAGAGAAGAUGAAGGGAUCGACACUGCAGUUCCGAACGGAGAUCUGAUGCAGCAGUAGCUUCCUUCCCCCAUCUGGCUUAAGUGUUUAGUUGGCUUGGACAAGGGAGAAACUGAAAUUAAAUGGGAGCACCAAAGCGAACAGCAACUGUUAACUACUUUAAAUAUGAUUUUUUCCAUAUGUU